Molecule: messenger RNA, 2238 nt
Organism: Caenorhabditis remanei
Lineage: Eukaryota; Metazoa; Nematoda; Chromadorea; Rhabditida; Rhabditidae
Exons: 5
Coding region: 1-2238 (745 amino acids)
Cellular component (GO): mitochondrion
Molecular function (GO): methylmalonyl-CoA mutase activity; cobalamin binding; metal ion binding
Source: RefSeq, a predicted model, not a curated record
AUGUAUCAUCACCUACUAAAACCCACUCUCGUCCGAUGCUCGACUCGCCCAUCCUCCUCGGGCGGCGCCUAUUCUCGAUUUCCCAUCGACGAAAAAUGGGCGGCGAUGGCGAAGAAGGCGAUGAAAGGGCGUGAAGCGGACACAUUGAUGUGGAAUACUCCAGAAGGAAUUGCAAUCAAACCACUCUAUUUGAGAAACGACAGAGAUUGUGAUGCACACAGAAAUGUCGAGCUUCCCGGACAAUUCCCGUUCACCAGGGGACCGUAUCCGACUAUGUAUACUCAGAGACCAUGGACUAUUCGUCAAUAUGCCGGAUUUUCCACUGUAGAGGAGUCGAAUAAAUUCUAUAAAGAGAAUAUUAAAGCAGGACAACAGGGAUUAUCGGUUGCAUUCGAUUUGGCAACUCACAGAGGAUACGAUUCCGACAACCCGCGUGUAUUCGGAGACGUCGGAAUGGCUGGAGUCGCCGUGGACUCGGUAGAAGACAUGCGUCAGCUAUUCGACGGUAUCAAUCUCGAAAAAAUGUCAGUGUCAAUGACAAUGAAUGGUGCUGUCAUCCCAGUUCUUGCCAUGUACGUCGUCGCCGCCGAGGAAGCCGGAGUCAAUCGAAAACUUCUCGCCGGAACCAUCCAAAACGAUAUUCUCAAAGAGUUCAUGGUUCGUAACACCUACAUUUACCCACCGGAGCCAUCGAUGCGUAUCAUUGGAGAUAUCUUCGCGUACACCUCUCGUGAAAUGCCAAAGUUCAACUCUAUCUCGAUUUCCGGAUACCAUAUGCAAGAGGCCGGUGCUGACGCGGUUCUCGAGAUGGCUUUCACAAUUGCCGAUGGAAUUCAGUACUGUGAGACUGGAAUCAACGCUGGGUUGACUAUCGAUGCAUUCGCUCCGAGACUUAGUUUCUUCUGGGGAAUCUCCAUGAAUUUCUAUAUGGAAAUUGCAAAGAUGCGUGCCGCCCGUCGUCUCUGGGCUAAUUUGAUCAAGGAGCGAUUCCAUCCAAAGAGUGAUAAGAGUAUGAUGUUGAGAACUCAUUCACAGACUUCUGGAUGGUCAUUGACUGAGCAGGAUCCAUACAACAACAUUAUCCGUACAACAAUCGAAGCGAUGGCAUCAGUGUUCGGCGGUACCCAAUCACUUCACACCAACUCAUUCGACGAGGCUCUCGGUCUCCCAACCAAAUUCUCCGCGAGAAUCGCCCGUAACACUCAAAUCAUCAUCCAAGAGGAGUCAGGAAUCUGCAAAGUCGCCGAUCCAUGGGGUGGAUCGUAUAUGAUGGAAUCAUUGACUGAUGAGAUUUACGAGAAGGCGAUGACAGUCAUCAAGGAAAUCGACGAGUUGGGAGGAAUGGCCAAGGCUGUCGCUUCUGGAAUGACUAAACUGAAAAUCGAGGAGGCCGCUGCGAAGAAACAAGCGAGAAUCGAUGCUGGAAAGGAUAUUAUCGUUGGAGUCAACAAAUAUCGAUUGGAUGAAGAGCAGAGAGUUGAUGUGUUGAAGAUUGAUAAUGCUAGAGUUAGAGAGGAACAAUGCGCCAAAUUGAAUCAUAUUAGAGAGACGAGAGAUGCUGCGAAGGCUAAAAAAGCAUUGGAUGACAUUACAGAGGGAGCCAAGGGAGAUGGAAAUCUCAUGGCACUCGCUGUGGAGGCCGCCCGUGCUCGUUGCACAGUCGGAGAGAUUUCAGAUGCGAUGGAGAAGGUGUUCAAUAGACACGCGGCUGUUAAUAGACUUGUUUCGGGAGCCUAUAAGUCAGAGUUCGGAGAGACUUCCGAAAUGUCACAGGUCCUCGACCGUGUCAAAUCGUUCGCCGAUCGUGACGGACGUCAGCCACGUAUUAUGGUCGCAAAAAUGGGACAAGACGGUCACGAUCGUGGAGCGAAGGUCAUCGCCACGGGAUUCGCCGAUCUCGGUUUCGACGUCGACGUCGGACCACUCUUCCAGACACCACAAGAAGCUGCUCAACAGGCUGUUGACGCUGAUGUUCACGUUAUCGGAGCAUCUAGUUUGGCUGCCGGACACUUGACACUCAUUCCACAAUUGAUUGGGGAACUGAAGAAACUUGGAAGACCAGACAUUCUCGUCGUCGCCGGAGGUGUCAUUCCACCACAAGACUACAAAGAGCUCUACGACGCCGGAGUCGCUCUCGUCUUCGGUCCAGGAACCCGUCUCCCAGCAUGCGCCAAUCAAAUUCUUGAUAAACUCGAGAAGGCUCUUCCAGAGGCUCCAGGAAAGGCGGCCGCUCGUUAA